CAUCGUGGAUGUUUUGCGGUUUCAAUAAUAAUAAACAAUAAUAACAAAUUUCAAUAAUAAUAAUCGAUUAAUAUCUCUGUUCCUGGAGCAGAGCAAUAUUUUUUUUCUCGUUAAAUGUGAAUUUUAUCUAUAUUAUAAAAUAUGGAAUAUACGUUAGAAGAUGCUUUCGAGUUGCUGGUAGAGAGAAAUAAAGAACAGGAAAAAAAUAUUGAAGAUCUGAUAAAUAAACUAUCGAACAAUGAAGUCUUCACAAUAAAAUCAUCCAGUUCGCUGGAUGAUAUGAGAAUCAGACAGAACAAGUUGCAUGAUAGCUUGCGUAAGGAAAUUCAACAGAUGGAUCCCGAAGAUUAUCCAAUUUUGAGAACAUCUGACUUGCGUGCAGAAAUGUUAAUCGAGCUGGAGGCAGAGAUUCACGACAUGCAAAAGCUUCUCGAUAAUCAGCAGCAAAAGCUUUCUGAUAUCCAGGAGGACAUUGCAUAUUUGAGAAAUAAGAAAGAUGGACUGAAUAAAAUGCAGGAAGUUUAUUUGGAUAUUACAGAAACCUUCGCAAACAUAACUUACAAGAAAGAAUUUAACUUAGUGAAACAUUUAUUUUCCGAAAUGAAGAAUGAUUUGCACACUGUGGUGGAUGUAAUUUUUCCGAACAAUGAUGAUUUCCAGAAAUUAUUAAUGGCACUAACGAAAGCUUAUAUGAAAGGGGGAGAUGAUGUUUAUGUAGAUGUCACGCCUAAUGUAUUAACUUAUAUAAAUUUUCUACUGGAAGCCGAUAUAAUACAAUAUCACCCUAAUGAUAAGACUAAAAUUAGAAUGAUCGAGAUAUUAUAAUAUUCGAUCACAAGCACGGCCCAUACGAAGAUACAUAGAACCUGGAUGAAUAACAAUAAUCG
Trachymyrmex septentrionalis is the source of this 887-nucleotide messenger RNA. RefSeq lists its product as uncharacterized. Lineage: Eukaryota; Metazoa; Arthropoda; Insecta; Hymenoptera; Formicidae. The transcript is spliced from 6 exons. The record is from RefSeq and is a predicted model, not a curated record. The coding region runs from base 142 to 825 and encodes 227 amino acids.